Sturnus vulgaris (Common starling) is the source of this 1814-nucleotide messenger RNA. RefSeq names its product WD repeat domain 12 (gene WDR12). Gene Ontology annotation, cellular component: PeBoW complex; preribosome, large subunit precursor. Gene Ontology annotation, molecular function: protein binding. Gene Ontology annotation, biological process: ribosome biogenesis; maturation of LSU-rRNA from tricistronic rRNA transcript (SSU-rRNA, 5.8S rRNA, LSU-rRNA); maturation of 5.8S rRNA from tricistronic rRNA transcript (SSU-rRNA, 5.8S rRNA, LSU-rRNA). The record is from RefSeq and is a predicted model, not a curated record. Lineage: Eukaryota; Metazoa; Chordata; Aves; Passeriformes; Sturnidae.
GCGGGGAGCGCCGGGAAGGCGGUGGCGCGCGGCCUCUCGGGAGCGCGGCGGGCGCGCGGCACGCGGGCGGUGCGCGGUCCCGCGGGGGGCUCGGCCGGGGCGCGCCGCGACACGUGGUCGGUGCCGGGAUUGGCGACAGCAGCAGCGGCGGCGGCAGCGAUGGCGCAGCUCACGGCGCGGUUCCGCACCGAGAACCGCAGGUUCGCCGUGGAGGAUGUGCCCUUCUCGGUGCCCACGACCUCCGAGACCACCGACCUCAGCCAGCUCAUCAACAAGCUGCUGGCGGCAGCGCACGAGGAUCACAAGUAUGUGGAAUUUGACUUCCUUAUCAAUGGCCAGUUCUUGCGAUUGCCGCUGGUCACACACAUGGAAAUGGAAAAUAUUUCCACAGAAGAAGUGGUGGAAAUAGAGUAUGUGGAGAAAUACAUGGCCCCUCAGCCAGAAGAAUGCAUCUUCCAUGAUGACUGGAUCAGUUCUGUUCAAGCCACUGAAGAAUGGAUAUUAACUGGCUGCUACGAUCAGACUGCUCGGAUCUGGUCUGUGGAAGGAAAAUCCAUCAUGACAAUAGCUGGGCACACAGAAGUAGUGAAGGAUGUGGCGUGGGUGAAGCAAGAUAGUUUAUCGUGCCUGUUACUCAGUGCUUCCAUGGACCAAACUGUUCUGCUCUGGGAGUGGAACGUGGAGAAGAACAAAGUGAAAGCCCUUCACUGCUGUAGGGGACACGCUGGAAGUGUCGAGUCCGUGGCUGUUGAUUGCACAAGAACCAAAUUCUGCAGUGGAUCCUGGGAUAAGAUGUUAAAGAUCUGGUCUGCAGUACCUACAGAUGAGGAAGAUGAAAUGGAAGAAGCAGCUAACAGGCCACGGAAAAAGCAGAAAACUGAACAGCUGGGAUUAACAAGGACUCCCCUGACAACCCUCUCUGGCCACACAGAAGCCAUCUCCUCUGUGCUGUGGUCAGAUGCUGAAGAAAUUUGCAGCGCAUCAUGGGACCACACCAUUAAACUCUGGGAUGCUGAGACUGGAGAUCUCAAAUCAACUUUGACAGGAAACAAAGUGUUUAAUUCUGUCUCCUACUCACCCCUGUGUCGACGUCUUGCAUCAGGGAGCACUGACAGACAUAUCAGACUAUGGGAUCCUCGCAGCAAAGAUGGCUCCUUGGUUCUCCUGUCUCUGACUUCUCACACAGGCUGGGUGACAUCUGUGAAGUGGUCACCUACCCACGAGCAUCAGCUCAUCUCUGGUUCUCUGGACAACAUUGUGAAGCUUUGGGACACAAGGAGUUGCAAAGCUCCUCUGUAUGACUUGGCUGCUCACGAAGACAAGGUUUUGUGUGUGGACUGGACAGAAGCAGGGCUGUUACUGAGUGGAGGAGCAGACAACAAACUGUAUUGCUACAGAUACCCAGCUACAGCCUCUGAUGUUGGGGCAUGAAGGUCAACAGCCAGAAGACUUUUUUAAAAACAAAGAUUUUUCCAGCAGUUGCUCUCUAUUAGCAUGUCUACACAAUCAACUUCAGAAGAAAGGAGGAAUUUGUUGCUCAGAGAGCUGUUCCUGGUUUUGUAUUGGUAAGCUAUAUCUGUAUUUGUCACAGAAAAAUAGCAAAGCCCAAAUGGGAUUCAUGUGAAACAAAGCAAAAGUCAUUUCCUCCCUUUUGAUGGCUUUGAACGAACAUCUUUUUAAAUUACUAUUUGUAUAGCCCUUUUAAUAAGAAGUAAACUGUUUGCUGAUACCUACAGAAAAACUACUCACUGACUAAAUUAUUUUUUGAGUUUACCUGCUUUCCAUUGGAAAAAAAAAUACAGCUUUUAUCAACA